AUGAAUCAUGAUGCAAUCACGGAUAAUGAACCUCGAAGGCACGUUAACUCUGAUAACGAUCGUCAUAGUGGCAAAACCGCACCGCACCACGCCCAGCUAUCGCGGCCAUGCCGAGGUGCUGAGCAGGCCGUCCAGCUGAAGCUCUGCCUCGGGCCACCUAUACAAGGGCGCACCUGGGGAGCUCCUCCACCGCACCACCGAACUCUCUCCGAGCCGCUCAGCUCAGCAGCCACCCUCUCCUCGCUCACCUUCUUCCUCCCCAGCAUCUCCGUCUCUCUCCAGUACCCUCCACAGCUCGCUGACGGAGUGAACGAGCCGGAGGACGAGGACGCCGGAGGCGAGUACCGUGAGUUCGACCCCAAGGACCCAAACUUCCAGCAGGAGUUUGCUGAGGACGUCGACGGAGGCAAGUCCAAUCUAAUCCCCUUUGAUGCACGUUGA
This is a messenger RNA of Miscanthus lutarioriparius, 441 nucleotides long. NCBI's taxonomy places the organism in Eukaryota, Viridiplantae, Streptophyta, Magnoliopsida, Poales, Poaceae. The record is from the annotation of a GenBank genome assembly.